Messenger RNA from Exophiala viscosa, 873 nucleotides. RefSeq names its product dolichyl-diphosphooligosaccharide-protein glycosyltransferase. NCBI's taxonomy places the organism in Eukaryota, Fungi, Ascomycota, Eurotiomycetes, Chaetothyriales, Herpotrichiellaceae. The record is from RefSeq and is a predicted model, not a curated record. The coding region runs from base 1 to 873 and encodes 290 amino acids. Gene Ontology annotation, cellular component: membrane; oligosaccharyltransferase complex. The transcript is spliced from 4 exons. Gene Ontology annotation, biological process: protein N-linked glycosylation.
AUGCGGUUAACGAAUCUUCUUUCGCAGACAGUUCUGCUAGUCUCUGCCUUACACUCGUCCGCUCUAGCUGCAUCCUGGACCUUUGCAGAUGGGUCUGUGAACGUUGCGGCCAAGGGUGCGGGCGUUGGAGGUGGCCUCAAAGAGCAACUCACCCCUUCAACGGCUCUCACCACGCCCAUCAAAUUGGGAGCGACCGAUAGUCUCAAAGUUACGUUGACCACGCAAGACGGCAAGACGGCCAAACGUCCACACCAAGCAUUCCUCCUACUGCAAGACUCGUCCAAGAAGCUCGAUGUCUCGUAUCCAUUCAGUGUCAAAGAGUCAGGAAAGGCCAAACUUGAGCUGAGUCACAAGGAUCUCCCGUCACAACUACUUCGGUCCACAUCUCCCCUCUCCGCAAGCAUUGUCAUUGCCUCCUUUGAAUCUUCAGCCGGAUACGACAGCGAAGCAUUCCCUCUGACAAUCGAACUCGAUCCCAACGUCCCUAUCCCUGCGGCCGAGACACCGGAACGAUAUGGCAAACUGCCCGAAAUUCACCACAUUUUCCGCCCUGACGCCAGAAGCCCCAACGUCGCCAUUAGUGCAUUUUUCUUGUUGGCAACUCUAGCCACCCUGCCGCCUUUAUUGGGAGCCUGGUUGUAUCUAGGAGGCAAUAUCAACCAUAUCUCGAAAGCUCUGUCCGACGCUCCUCUCUCACACGCACUCUUUCUCGGCUCCGUCGUCGGAAUAGAAGGCGUCUUCUUCCUGUACUACACUGCAUGGAACCUGUUUCAGGCAUUGCCAGCCUUGGGUGUCUUGGGAGUCGUUGCAUUCUUUUCUGGAAGUAGAGCACUUACGGAAGUUCAAGAGCGACGACUAGCAGGUUUACGAUGA